Fomitopsis serialis is the source of this 996-nucleotide messenger RNA. Its product is annotated as kinase-like domain-containing protein. Gene Ontology annotation, molecular function: ATP binding; protein serine/threonine kinase activity; protein serine/threonine/tyrosine kinase activity. Gene Ontology annotation, biological process: peptidyl-serine phosphorylation; meiotic spindle assembly checkpoint signaling; mitotic spindle assembly checkpoint signaling. Gene Ontology annotation, cellular component: kinetochore; nucleus; spindle. Lineage: Eukaryota; Fungi; Basidiomycota; Agaricomycetes; Polyporales; Fomitopsidaceae. The transcript is spliced from 2 exons. The coding region runs from base 201 to 926 and encodes 241 amino acids. The record is from RefSeq and is a predicted model, not a curated record.
UGGAGAGAUCGGUUAGUGUUUGAGUGGUCCUCGUCCUGUGAUUGAGGUCUAAUCAAUGUGCUGGUGCUAGAUCUAGCGAAGCUGCUGCAGGAAAGGCAGAAGGAGGCCUCGAUCUCGUCUGGGUGGCGUAUUAUUUCAAGCAGGUGUGUGGACACGAACCUACUGCAGCAUACAACUCAUGCACUGUGCCCCGGCUCCAGAUGCUCCAAGCCGUACAAGUCAUCCACGAGGAGAAGAUCGUCCACUCCGACCUCAAGCCCGCCAACUUCGUGCUCGUCAAGGGCCAGUUGAAGCUGAUCGACUUCGGAAUCGCCAACGCGAUCGCGAACGACACGACGAACAUCCAGCGGGACCACCAGGUCGGGACUGUCAAUUACAUGUCUCCCGAGGCGAUCGAGCUCCCUGAGGGCAUGCGCCGCCUCAAGGUCGGCCGGCCCAGCGAUGUCUGGAGUCUCGGCUGCAUCCUCUACCAGAUGGUCUACGGCUACCCGCCGUUCCAUCAUCUGGACCUGUACCAGAAGAUGCGCGCGAUCCCGGACCGCGACCACAGCAUUGAGUUUCCGGAGUACUCGACACCGGUGUCGUUGCGCAGUGGCUCGAACUCGCCCUCGUCGCAGAAGAGGAUGGAGGAGAUGAAGGUGAAGGUUCCACGCAGCGUGAUCGCGACCAUGAAGCAGUGCCUCGUGCGGAACCCGAAGGAGCGGAUCACGAUCCCGGAGCUGCUGGAGGAGAGCUGGUUGACGAUGUGCGAACCAAACCCACUUCCGGCUCCUACGCCGCCUCCGCCCGCCCGUCCAGUGAUAGCUCAAGAUGAAGCGCUUAUCAACCCUCAUUUCAUGCAACAGCUGCUUCGCUAUGGGUUGCACCUCGGCCGCGCGGGCACCGUGAUGGAGGGGGAGCAGCUUGCCAACGAGUGCAAGGUAUGAGUAUACGGAGCGCUUGUGCGACGGUCGUUCACUGACGGGCUCUGCGAUUCUUCACAGCGCUUGAUCGAAG